GGAGUAUGGAAAUACUCGUCAAGGUACGCGCUUGAGCCACAAACGAUGAAGAAUGCGAUUGAUGGUCUUUGACUUAUCAAGCCAUGGAGGCUGGAAUAAGCGCAGGACAGGGCAGGGGAGAGAGCACCGGCGUGUUCCGGGGUUUGACACUGAAGCCUCUCUGCUUUGAUGAACAGGGACAAAAUAAGUACAGGAUACGGCAGUCUGGAUGUCCAGUGCAUAUUAUUAGACUCCAUGCCCAUCCCAUGCCACGACGUGCGUCCCAGGGAGUCGACAGAUACCGGCGCGAGUACAUACAGGUACCUGUACUGGUACUGAUACUGCCUAGCACUAAUACAGAAUACAGGCGUCGCAGAAGGCAAAAGCAAACCGCCACGACGCGGCCGGGAACAAGCAGACAGGAAGCCGGUCGGCGGUCCAGGACAGAAGUAGUGAGAUUCCCUUUUGCUGCGCGUCUGAAUGAACUGCACAGAUUAAGGGGGUGUGGGUGGGUUUGGUGGAGAGGGCAAGGGCUGGGAAAAGGGGCGCGGGGGGCCUGGAAGGAUUUUUGUCCAAACCACACCCCCCUGCCCAGGUAGACGAUACUUGGGCCUCGCUGGAGAGAGAAGAGACGGUGGCAGCGUGGGGUGUCGCAGCGGUCCGGGCGAGCUUUCGGACGGGUACUUGGUACCUGCUUCGCU
Messenger RNA from Trichoderma harzianum CBS 226.95, 680 nucleotides. RefSeq lists its product as hypothetical. The record is from RefSeq and is a predicted model, not a curated record. NCBI's taxonomy places the organism in Eukaryota, Fungi, Ascomycota, Sordariomycetes, Hypocreales, Hypocreaceae. Bases 84 to 578 code for a protein of 164 amino acids. The transcript is spliced from 3 exons.